Messenger RNA from Didymodactylos carnosus, 795 nucleotides. The record is from the annotation of a GenBank genome assembly. NCBI's taxonomy places the organism in Eukaryota, Metazoa, Rotifera, Eurotatoria, Philodinida, Philodinidae.
AUGCUCGUCUUUUGGACACCCCGUCCUGUCUACUCCUAUGGUUCAGCAUCCGAUCUUGACAAUAUCAAAUUAGUCUUUCAAAAUCUCGCUGAACAUAUUGCUGAAUUCAUCAAAAAUUCAUCAAAAAUUACAACGUUCUUUAUCAUCGGCGGCAAUGAUGAACAACAACGUUUUUCCGAUUUACAGGCAAAGAUUGAUAUGUUAAUCAAUGGUGACAAAGAUGAUAUUGAUGAUGAAAUAUCUCCUUACUAUCAACAACUUCUUGAUUCAGUUAAAUACAUCGAUGUUCGUUUUAAUAUUCAGCUUAAAUCUGAAGAAUGUUUUGUAUGGAGUAGUACUGAUAUUAUUGUUGAUAAAUGCUCAAGCAAUGAAAACAUCACAGUUUUUAUUAAUCAAUAUGUUCAAACAUCUAAAGGAUUGACUAUAUUGAUUGGUGUUUUAUUAUUUGAAAUUCUGAACAAGACAAAAUUAUUUGUUGUCAAUCAAUUGGAAAUAAAUAAUCAUAAAGAUGAAACAUCACCCGAAUAUCAACUUGUAAAUAAUGUAGCUGAACAUUUUCAAUCGCGUUCAGCAGCUUUAGGUGGUGUCAAAUGUGAAAAUGAUUUGGCUAUUCGAUUAUUAAAUUAUAGUCGUGGUUUAUCCAGCCAAAUUGAUCAAAAAUUUUACGAAAAUCAACGACAAUUAUCACCUUCUGAUCAAGAGAUGUGCGAGUGUUUACAUGGCGAAUCAAUUAAAAUCAACAGAAGUGUUGAUAUGGAUGACCAUGAAAGCGAUAAUAUUGAUAAUGAUGAUUAA